CAUGCCAAACGUAUAAACUACACUGAAGUGUGAGAGGCAUACCCUCAAAAGUUUUAAACGUGGCAGAUACAAUGUGUUUCACCAUGUUAUGUACAGCAGCAGCAGCAGCCAGGGUAGUCUGUCCUACCAGGUCUCACACACAGUAUUACUGUUGUACCAUGUGGGUGUGUUGCUGUCUCUCACAUAUUAAUGUGUACCACUUGAACUGUCCAUUAUUAAUGUAAGUGUCAUAUGAUACUGAACAUUUACAUGAUAGAUCUGUGGAAUAUAAACUAGAGGCAUCACAGCCAGUGCAUUGAUCUCAGCAUUGCAAGUGGUCUGUGUACUGUGAAUUAAUUCAUUAUAAUGACAUUUUUGGUUUGUUUCUGUGAUUUUAAUGGAUGAAUAAUAUAGUGACUAUAAUUCAAAGAUAAUAUUAAAAACAGGGGAGAUAAUCUCGAGAAAUGUGAAACUGCUAAUCAUAGCAGCUAAAGUGAGUGUGCGCCACAGCUAUAAUUUUAUAGCAUAAUAUUGGGCCUACGUCAUAAUACCAUCUAUUACAAGUAUGGAGACCCCUACAGGAAACCCAGAUGUAGCCACAGAUGCAGCUGUGACAGUGAUGAGCCAGGCAGACUAUAAUGACAAGCUGGAAACUUACCAGGCUUUUAUACAAGUCAAAUCAACUCAGAUGACACAGCUGAGUGAGUUGCUGAAAAAUGUGCGUGAGGGUAAGCAGCCACUUGCACAGGUCAAGGAUUCAUUGCAGCAAGAGAUCAAUGCUGCUAAUAGUGCCAUAAAUAUAAUUUCUGAAGAAGUUACCCACCUGAAGCAAAAGCUGCGUUAUCAUAAUGUGAAGCAGAUUCAUGGUAAUAUUGAGCGACUGGAGUACCAGCUACGAAACAACAAUUACAAACCAAGGGAAGAGCAAAAAAUUCUAGACGAGAUAUCUAUGCUUCAAAGAUCAGUCAAGACUCUUCGGGAGUAUGAAGCUAAGCAAGCAGAGAACAAAAAAUAUCGUGGGGAGAGAGCAAGACUAAUAGAAGAGCGUAACAGCAAUUACUCAAAGAUCCGAGCUCUAUACACACAAGAAGAUGAAAUAAAGAAAGAAAUGGCAGCUGUCAGAGGAGAUAUAUCAUUAAAUAAAAAGGCUAUGGAACAACUAAAGCAAAUGAAACCUAAGUUGGAACAAGGAUGGCUAGCACAUCAUCAAAAACUACAAGCUGCACGCAACAAGCGAUAUGAAGACAAAAAACGGUUAAGACAAGAAAUGACAAGAGAGCGCCAAGAAGAAAGACGAAAAUUGUGGGAAGAAUACGAGGCAAGUAAAGAACCAUAUGAGGAGGAAAAAAAUUUGUGCCGAGUGUUGAUAUCAUAUCUACAGUCUUCAGUGGGAGGCAUCACUCCUACACCAACUUCAUCUACCCAGUUCCUAUACCCAGGUCAAACACCUGUCACCACACCAUCUACACCAAGGUCUUUGACAAAAACUUUGUUAUCUCCUGAUACGCCAACCAAAGUACCAGCUAUCACUUCAUGUUCAAAAGAGCCAUCUAGCAACCAGUUAUUAAAUGAUACAAGUUCUUUAAAUGAACCCACAACCUCUUCAGAGACUAAAAAUACUUGUUCCUCAAUGCUUCCACCAAAUACAUCUGGCUCAUUUUAUUCAAAACCUAAAGAUGAAGAGGAAUGCUUCAUCAGGGUUAGUAAAAGGCAUAAGGCAAAGGUGAAGCGAGAGCAUAGGUUAGCAACCCGUGUCAAGGAAUUGCCUCACACUCCUGAUGUCUUAAUAAAAUUUAGUAAACUGUCCAUAACCCCUCCAAAAAAUACUGAUGAAGUAUCUUUAGCAAUCGUUUCUUUACAAGACUGUUUGCAACAUUUUCAUACAUUAUCUUUAGCCAAAAAUAACCAGAGUGAAACUGAAGAGAAAUUUUUAGAUGCAAGAAAAGUUAAUGAAGUAAAGGCUUGUUCAAGGCCCACCAGUUUGUGUGUGAAAAGCAAUAUAACUCCUCUUGAAUCAACAAAGGACAAUACUGUCUUGAGUCCAGUGGCCUCGUCCAGUACAGCAGACUUGGAAAAUAUUUUCCCAGGUACCUCCUCAAAUCCACAACAGCUUGCUAAUUGCAGUGUGGCACCAAGUAUUAAUGUCACCUCGCCAAACUUACCUUGGUCAGCAGUUGGGCCUGUGGAACAGUAUUCUGGCAACACUGUCUCCAGUAAUGUAAACCAAGCCAUAGAUAAUAUCCAGCAGAACCAACCUUUGUAUAAUUGUAUACAGUCUUCAAUAAACCAGAUAAUGGGGAAAAAUAACUUAGCACAAUUUGAAAGUAAUGGUAUACCAGAUAAUUCAUCGGAAAUCAAUUUAUGCAAUGAUAUUUUAUCUCAAGGAAGUAAUGAAUCUUUCUUUUCUAAGCCUGUAUCAUACCCAAGUAGUUUAGUAGAACUGAACAAUAAUGCUGGUUGUAGUUAUGCUGCAGUAGCUGCCAAAAUUAAACCAAGUACUGUUGACUAUUGAACUGUGGGUUCGGUUAUUUUUAUAUGAUUAUCAGUUUGGAUAGUGCUGUCAUAGAUGGCAUAUAUGGUCAAUCAAUUGACUUAAAUAGAAGAAAAUUCACAUUCAUUCUAGUCAUUAAUUUAAGUACUGUAAGGUGUAAAUAUUUUGUUAUUAUUAUUAUUAUUAUUAAUUUUAUUGAAUUGUUAGAAAUUUUUAAUAGUUAUAUUUUUAAUUAAAUGCAUUAAUAUUUUAAUUUAUUAUAUUUUUAACCUUAUAAUUAACCCCUUCUCCCAUAUAAAUUACUAAAUUUAAAAGAGAAACUUUCGUUUUUCUUUUUGGGCCACCCUGCCUUGGUGGGAUACGGCCGGUGUGUUGAAAGAAAGAGAAAGAAGAAACCUUAUAAUUAAUAAUGCUUGACAACAUUAAGAACUGUCCAAUUUGAUAACACUAAAUAUUCUGUAUGAGCUUAAACUAUGAUGUUGAAGUACAGUAUUUAACAAAAUAGUGUAAAAAUGAUAAAACAAUUAAAACUUUGUUAUCAGGACUUGGCAGAGAUAGCAAAGUACAUUACAUUACAGUAUUUCAUAUUAUAUAAAUAAAAGUGUUGUUUAUUGUCAUGUAAAAAACUGUAUUCCCAAUUUGGUUCUCAUUGUUAUGAAAAAUGUCACCCCAAACAGCAAAAAAAUUAUAUACAAAUACAGGAUUUUUAACUCUAAAAGAGUGAAUUCUGAUUGUAGGACAUUAUUUUAAUAGUCAGGAAUUUAAUUAUUCCCUAGAUUUGCAAAUAUAGUUCAAGCUGAUUUGGUCACCCCAAAUGUUUUGUGUGGAUGCUGGAGUAAUUCUUUUUUAAGGUAGGUUUAACCUGCAGAUAUUCCUUUUAUACAUACUGCAAUCACAUGCUUGUAUCCUCUUUUACAUUUUUGUUAAUUUUAUUCCCAUUUUCUUUUGAAAAGAGGCUGUAUGUAUGUAUUUGCUUUUUCAAAUACUAUAAGCAGAGUACAACAUAUAAACAGUUUCCAGAGAUUUAUUUCCUUGGCUGACUUCAGCCUCGUGCAGUGUCUUUGUGGACACAAUAAGAUCAUGAACUCAGGAAUAAGUGUGGAGUAUAACUGAAAUAUAUCAGUAACUUGUAUAUUAGUUUAUUAUACUCAUGGGGAUGCAUCUCAAUGUAUGUAAUAAGGCUUGAUCUGGAAGAGAGGGUAGCUCAAAUUCCUUCGAUCAAGAGCCUGUCACUGGUAACCAGGCACUUCCUUUGAAGGGAUUUUGUUUACUGCAUAUAUUCUAUGGCAUGUUUUCUUCAAGUGGGGGGGGGGGUACCUUGAUGUUGAAGGGCUCUUGAUCUGAAGACUUCUUGCUACCCUCCCUUUCUUUAAAUCAAGCCAUUCCCCAGGCACUGUAUGACUGACAGAUUUACUGCUACCCUAAUGAAUAUAAUACAGCAAUAAUUGACAGCAUGUGCAUGACUCUAAAAAGUCAUUUUCCACCAAAAAAACAAAGUGUGUAUUUUAAAUUCAUGGAUCUGAAAAUAUAUCUGUAGUAACAAGAACUCUUUUGAUGAAAUUUGGGGGCUGUGUGAUUUGUAUUAAGAGUGGAUUCAUAAUGUAGAUAGUAAAUGGCAGAAGGAUGAAUGACUACAAAUUUAGAAGUUUCUGUGGGGUAGAUACUACAAGACUUGUCUCAUGGUGAGAGAUUCUGGGCAGAAUGAAAAGAACACUUUGGAUAAAGUUCCUUACUCCAUUUGCACGUGUUUGGCACAUAGUAAAUGGGUACCUAAGUAUAUAUGUAGCUACAUAUACACAGAGUGGCAGAUCAUAUUCUGCAGGAAAAAUAUUAGGCCUAAGUUUUAAAACAAGAUCAGGUGGAAGGCGGCUUUAUUCACAAAAGUUCAUGUAUAAAAAGACCCGUUUUAACAUCAGUGAUUCAUAAGUUUUGCUGAGAAGAAUGUUCACAUUGUAAUGGUGCCAAUUUUAUUAAAUUAGUUUCUACUAUAGAUGGAGAAUGCUCUCUUCUGAUUGAUUUCAAACCCUAAAUAUUGGUGUAUCCUAAUUAUCUAAAUUUUGGGGUUGAUAUUUGGUUGAGUAGGUGCCAGUUUGCUAUUUUUUAAGAACUUGGAAAUUUUAAAUAAUGGCUUUUAUGUCAGAUUUUAAAUGCUGAUAUUUGAAGCAAGCUUUGAAUUGUUAUUGAACAUGUAGGUGCCAAUUUACAAAAUUUUGCUAUAAUUCCUCCAUUUUCUUUGUCUAGUAGCACUCAAGAGGCAUGUUAAUUCCAGUUUCUUCAACAACAUUGAAACAUUUUCUUACAGAAUUCUAUAUAUACAGUAGUUGGAAAUAGUUGAAAAGAAAACCAAAAAUAUUGAGGACUCGCAUUAUGGCUUUUUAACCCUUUUGACUGUCUUGUCCCUACUAAUGUCAGGGUUGUUUAAUAAGAUUUAUCUUCUAAGCUUAGCUCCCUCAGAUAAGCUGUGAGUGGUAAAUUUUGGCCUAGACAUGAGACACUGGGUCUGUGCAGUGAGUAUGCACCGUAUUAAAAAAUCCUGCCUCAUGAGGUGCAUAGUGGGAAUACCAAAACUCGGACCUUGUUGGGUUUAAUAUAGUGACUAUGAGGUGUUUUCUGGGAUUUUUUUUUUUUUUGAGUUUUUACUGGCUGUUUCUUGGUAUCAUUUGAUAGAGAUGAUUUUGGUUGGUUUAAAAAAUGGAAGUAGUUUUAAAUCAGGUUCAAAAUGGCAGAAAUGUUAUGUAAUAUGCUGCUGUAUAGCCCUUGUGGCUUAGCACUUCUUUUUGAUUAUAAUAAUAAUAAUAAUAAUAAUAUGUAAUAUGCUAAAAAGCAAAAGCCUCACAGAAAAUAUAGAAAAUUCUGGAAAAGAUAACAAACCAGUUGACUUUGAUCACUGGUUUGCAGGCUGUAUACCCCUCUAAUCACUGAUAGUUCUACCCUUUGGCUACACACACUCCAUACUCAUUUUCCCCCAAAUUAACUGAUUCAUUAAAGAAAACCCUUAUUUCCAGCACAACUUAUUUAAAAGAAAAGACCAUUGAUCUUGUCUCAAAUAAGUGCAGUAUAAUUACAUGGUGUAUUACUGUACUAUUAAUGUUUUCAGCAUAAUGCAAAAAUAUGAAAGUUUCAAGAGAAAAUGACUGGAUGAUGCAGUACUUAAUACAGUAUUUGGUAAGGCCUCAGAUUUAGGAAGUUAAGGGGUAGGUAAUAAAUUGUUUCCAGCAGUGCUAAAAACAAAUUUGUUAGACUUCCUAAAAUUACAAAAGUUAUAAUAUUUAGGGAAUGGCUAUACACUUUACUUUGUGGCCUCUUCCAUGUUCUCCACCUACACACUGCCCUGUAGGGAAUAUUCUUGACUACAGUAUUCUCCCAACUGAUAUUUUUAUUUUUUCCUUUAAACUGUUGCUAUACAUUUACUAAGGUAACCUUCAUUGUUUCCACACAUUAUUGUUUCUCAGCACGAGCAAGUGAUACUGUAAUUGCAUCUCUUACAUGACAAGCAUGUGAGAAUAACAUGGAAAACAUUGCAAGCAUCCUUUUAUGUUUUCAUCAUUUGUGAUCAUCUGAAAUAUUUGGAGAGGAUGCUUGUGUCCUGUCUCUUAAGAAAGGAGUUUGCUGAGGAAGCCAGUUUCAGUCAUACAGAUAUAUUGACAAAUCUGAAUGAGUUUUACAUUUAUCAACCGGUCUCCAUCCAUAAAUGCUGUUUAUAGUCUAUCCGUCCAUUAGUCAGUGACAUAUGUAGUUCGAUUUGAUAUAGCAAAAGAAAUUCAGGCAGGAUCUGUGUGCUGGCUACAACCAGUUUUUCUAAAGACAAGUUUAAUACAGAUAAGUCAGCAUAAAAAAAAAAAAAAACCUCUUAAGACACUUCACAUGUGUGUGUUAUUAAUGUACCUAUUUAUAGUUUGUAGUUAAAGAAAUGUAGCUUAUGCUUAGUUUCCCAUCAUUUAUAAUAAAUCUUUUAUAAGUUUUAACAUUUUCAGAUAGCUGAAGCACACACUACUUCCUCAAUGAACUCUUUCCAAAUGUCAGCUCUACUUUUUCUGAAGUAGUAUUUUCUAAUGACCCUACUGUACUGCUUCCUAAAUACAUAGCAGUUUGAAAAUAUGACCUUGAGUUCUCUAUUAUCUCACAAAAAUUUUAUGAUCUUAAAUGUAGUACCUUCAUCAUUAUUCUUUUACUGUGACUCAUGUCUCGACUCUGAAAUCCAUAUUGCUACAUCUAAUUUUUUCUGAGUUGUGGACACCAUACACAGUUUUAUAUUUCAAUUCUGGACUAACAUUAUACAGUGGCAAUUUAUUGUAUUAUAUUUACCCCCAAGAUCUUUAUCAGAUGUUUAUUAUAGUUUUACAUACUUUCACCCAUUUACAUUACAUUUUGUAAUCAACAUUAAAUUCAUGACUUUAAUAAUAAAUAAUACAUGCAAUCUGCUUAGUCAUUUCUUGAAUAAUUUCUGAGAUUCCUUCAUAGUAGCCCUGGGACAGGCUAUGGGAGUAGGUAAACUUGAAUUCCUUCAGAGAUGUAUCAAAGUUAUAGCUGAAUAAAUUUGAUAUAGGAAUUUGCCAGUCAAAAACAGCAAUUAGUUACCAUAGCAGCUUUUAGCUUUCCAAGUAUUUUAUCCACUUUUCUAUCUUUUUCCAGUAUUAAUACAAAAAUGCUUCAUCAUGUAAAUGGUAUACAAUACAGAAAAGUUGAUAUUUCGCCACCCAGUGGCUCAUUCAAUUCAAUGUAGAGAAUAAAUAUGAGAUGGUGGAAAGGGGUGGAUGGGUAAUGAGGCAUCAACUCCCUCAGCUUUGGGAAAUCUGAAGUAGAAGCAUGAAGAUGAAGACUUAUACAAGUGUGCCAGAGGAGAGGUGCAGCAAUUGAUAUCACAAGCAUGUAGGACCCAAUAGUGAAAAAAAGUCAUGUCAAAGAGUUGGGCCAGAGAAAGGCAAUAGGGUUGAAGAUAUUAUAUCCUCUGUACCAAAAUUCCAUGGAAUUGCUGUGUCAGAAAGUUAUCAUUGUAUUAAUGGUGUAUAAUAAUGUGUAUAAUAAUGUCCGGCAGGCCGGACUUGAGUCCUGGAGAUGGGAAGUACAGUGCCUGCACUCUGAAGGAGGGGUGUUAAUGUUGCAGUUUAAAAACUGUAGUGUAAAGCACCCUUCUGGCAAGACAGUGAUGGAGUGAAUGAUGGUGAAAGUUUUUCUUUUUUGGGCCACCCUGCCUUGGUGGGAAUCGGCCAGUGUGAUAAUAAAAAAAAAAUAAAUAAAUAAAGCACAUGUAACACUAGGGUAUCUCUACUGAUAAAGUUGUUUCGCUAACCAGUGUCUUCUUCAAUCCAUAUUCGACUGAAAAAGUCACUAGUUGGUGAAGUGUCUCCAUCAAUGAACAUAACUAGGUGUUACAUGUAUCUUAUUCAUCAAAAAUACUUCUCAACUAGUAUACAGGUCUAAAGGUAGUUCAAAGGGCCUUCUUGUCACCUUUCUUAAACACAGUAUCUAGCUUUUGCACUCUUUCUACACAGGUUAUAUUCCUCAACUUGGACAUCAACACUGCACCAUUAUAUUAACUGUAUAUAAUACUGACAAACAGAUGAAUAAGUCAUGUGUCAGAGUGAUCAGUGCUCUGGCACUGAAGUAUCAAGGCCAAGGGAGUGAAUAUGUAUCUCAAAACUACCUCUCCACUUCUAUUAAGGCUGAAGGACUGAACAUCUCAAGCUCUCAACUGUUUCCAGUGCAUUGGUCAUCCAAUUUCAACUAAAAAGCCUGCUCUGCAUGCAAAACUUUUUGGAAAUAAAGAUACCAAAAUGUUGCACAUCUGCCUUAUUCAUAAAGAACAAAAAGGCACAAUACUAUGACUGGAACAACACACGAAUACUAGUUGGAAACACGUCACAAGUUGGACCGAAACGUAGUUUAGGUCCAACUUGUGACUUUGUAAAUGAUCCAAGUCAGACUGAAAUGUCGUUGUAAGCUCCUCUCUUCUAUGUGCAUGUUAUUUGUGUAUUGUCUUAUUCAUCUAAUUGUCAGUAUUGCAUACCCUUGAGGUACUGAUACUUGUCUGACACAGCAGCAUCAUGGUAUCUUGGUACAGAGGACAUCUACAACUUUUUUGCUCUUGUGUGUCAAAAGAGUCAAAUAUGAGAAGGACCUACUUAGUAAUAUUUGCCCAAUGACUUACAAGUGGGCCCUGCCUCCUAAGAUGCAAACCUCCACACCUCACUUCUUGUCCAGUAUAUAUUGUCCCAUCUGUGUGCCUCUACUUCAUAGUAAUUGCUAUGGAACUGAGCAACUUCUAUCAAGGUUUUGUGACUGAAUACUUCAAAACUGCUUCUCCACUUCUAUCAAGGAUGAGGGAUUCAACACCUGAAACUACUUGAACUGUCUCCAGUAUAAUGGUCACCAGUGUACUGUGCCUGCUGCACAGGCAUUACUUUUUGGAAAUAAAGAUACCAAAUGAGCAUCAGUCUUGAUGCACUCCCUUUUACCUUCUCAAGUAUAAUUUUUUUAAUAAAGGGUUUCAUGCAGGUGUUCCAUACAAAAGAAUGGUUCGCACAUAAAAAGCAAUGAGCAUUUUGACUGUCUAGGUUUCUGAUUGUGAUUCUCACAUCUACUAGUUUAACCUGUGGUGACAUUCUGUUCAUGUACCCAUCAGGGAAAAAGGUUAGGGGUAAUGUGCUUUUCUUUGAACAGUUUCUGAGAACUUAUUUUCUGUCUCACUUGGUGGUUCUCCAUGUUUGGUCUCCUUUUCCCAUCUCCCAGCUUCAUAUCUUUGCUUUUGCUGGGAUGAAUGCCUUUAUCUAUUUAUUAAACCAUCCCUGAAGCCUAUCCAGGUCUUCCUGCAGCCUUUUUCUAUCCUCUAUUUGAUAUUCUCAUUAUUUUGGCAUCUAAAAACAUAGAUACAGUAUACAGGAGUUUAUUUUUACUGUGUACAAACAUGCCUUGACUGCAUGUUUAAAAUUAUUUAAGAAAUGGGGUAAAAGUAUUAAACUUUAUUGUCCUGUAUAGUGUAUUGAUUGAAUUUGUUAUACUGUAGUACAGUACUUUGUCCACUUACUCUGUAUUAUAACAUAUGCAUAGUGUGCAGUGCAGUAUUAUUACUGAUCAAAUACAAAAUAUACCUAGUUAAAAUAAACCCUGUAAUUAUUGCUGAAGUAUUUUUUUUGUUAUAUUUUAUAGUUAAGCAAUAAAAGUUCUGACUUUUUAUGCAGAACCUCAAAGUCACCCAUGAAUCACUUUUCCCGUAUAAAUGGUACAGCUAACCUCAGUAAUAUAAAAUACAGUACAGUAUGUACUAUAUUGUACAAAGUAUCUUUAUACACCAAACUUGCCAAGGAAAUUUUUGUCUGUUGUGUUUCCUUAAUAUGUAUACUUUGUUUAUAGAAAGGGAAUUCAUUUUUAUAAUUAUAAGCAGUUUUUUUAUUGUAAAUUAUACUCAGAUGCUCAGUGGCCGAAAUAACGCUAUAAGAUUGUGAAAAAUGAAUCCUUCCUUUCCAACAUACAUAAAGGGAUUACCAAUAACCCCUGGCUGUCUUCAAGAGGGAGCUGGACAGGCACCUAAAGUCAGUACCUGACCAGCUGGGCUAUGGUUCGUAAGUCGGUUUGUGUGUGGCCAGCAGUAACAGCAUGGCUGAUCAGGCCCUGAUCCACUGCAAGGCCUGGUCAAGGACUGCACUGUGGAAGCACUGACCCCUGGAACACCCUCCAGGUAUAUUCCUAAAAGUGUAAGAUAGGGAAUUUAUUUGCAUGCACACAUAUGGCUGGAGGAUUUCCAGAUAUAUCUGCCUAUUUUACCACAUUAAUUGCUCAUAAAAUGCUUAAUAUGCUUUUAUCUUGUUUAGACCAGUGCUUGCAAGUUAAAAAUGACUUCAUAUUUUUCUUAAUAAAAGUAUCACUAUUCCAAAUAACAUCUCUAUAGGAAAGUUAGAAUUUGUUACAACUUAUUCAAGAGUGUAAAAAAAUCAACAUAUCAAUGUAAAAAAAAUAUUUUAAAAGGGCACUGUAUAAUAAUUUAACCGGUUUAGUAAGUAAAGCAAUUAUGAUGUACAGGAAAAAAUAUAUGUACACAUAAACACAAGGUUAAUGUGCGACUAAAAUACUAUUGUGUUAAAAUUUAACAUGUUAUUUUAAAGGAGUAGAUGGUUAAAGAUUAAAAAAUGUGUAAUAACAUUAAGUUUACAAUCAUAUAUGAGGCUCAUAUAAAUUAUUUAAUGCAAUACAUAACUGAAGGGCCAUUGUACAAAGCAUGCAAAACUGCACAAUGUUGUAAAUACAAUAAUGGAUUUUAUCUGGAAAAUAAAUACAGGAAAAUAAAUGUAUAUAUAUUGUAUAUU
Cherax quadricarinatus is the source of this 10770-nucleotide messenger RNA. RefSeq lists its product as uncharacterized. Gene Ontology annotation, cellular component: ribonucleoprotein complex; nuclear outer membrane-endoplasmic reticulum membrane network; endoplasmic reticulum. Gene Ontology annotation, molecular function: mRNA binding. Gene Ontology annotation, biological process: intracellular mRNA localization. NCBI's taxonomy places the organism in Eukaryota, Metazoa, Arthropoda, Malacostraca, Decapoda, Parastacidae. The record is from RefSeq and is a predicted model, not a curated record.